AUGCUACAAAUCCUCGUAUACUCAGUGCUGCAACUUUUCCACUUUGUAGGAGGCAAUGAAUUAGGAGGAUUCAUCUGUCGUCUCCCAAAAAACAAUGGGUUCGCUUGUGGAGUCACUACACCUCAUUCUGCCUACUAUUUCGAUGUAGAGAUUCGAGAAUGUAUUGAAUUCAUGUUUGAAGGCUGUGGAGGCAAUCAGAAUAGAUUCUCCAGUCGACAGGAGUGUCUGAAUGGAUGUAAAAGUUUGACAUCUUGUGGAAAAGGGAUGCCAUUAAUGGAUUUUGCUGGAAAUAUCAAGCGAUGUGAUGGAGAAAGAGUUCCAUGUCCAGGAAGUCAUGAGUGUAUCGGGAAGGGGAUGAGCAGUGUGUGCUGUCAAAAGGCUGAUAGAAUCUGUCAGGCUUCGGUCCAUCCUGGAACACCAUGUGGUGUACCUCCAACUACAAGAUAUUACUUCGACUCUUCUUCCAAAACCUGUCGACCAUUCGCGUUUACUGGUUGUGGUGGCAAUGAAAAUAACUUCAAGAGCAAAGGAGAGUGUAUGAUGUUUUGUAGCACUGAAAUUAUUUGUCCACGUGGGGAGCCGCAUACUGAUCGAUACUCAAUCAACAAUAUUGCCACCUGCAUGGAAGACAAGCAUUGUCCGAGGAAUUACACUUGCACUGCUAAAAUGGGAAAGAAAGGGGCUUGCUGCCCGAGUAAAGAAUUCGUCUGUGGAACACCUUUUGAAAUCAAGAACAACUGCCGUAAGCCUGAACCAAUUAGCACAUUCUCGUUUGAUUAUCGCAGUGGAGGAUGCAAACGGGCAGAACAUUCGAAUUGUGAAGAACAUUUUAACUCAUUCGCCAACUUGGAACAAUGCGCAGAUUAUUGCAUUGGGUCCUGUCCCAAUGGUUUGGACACCCACACGAACCGGCGAACCGGCCAGCCCCACCUUUGUGAUUACUCGAAGAAUGAAGGAUGCCCAAUGGGCUUCGAAUGUUUGAAGUCCAGUCCAUAUGCGUCGAUUUGUUGUAAAACUCACCCAGUCUGUCCAUCACCGGAAUCCAUUUUAUUGGUUGAUGAAGAUAAUGAGGCAGUAAGAUGUUCGGCAAGUAGAGACAUUUGUCCAGAGCAAUAUCAAUGUCAGCCUGCAAAGAAUAUGGAAAGCAUCUGCUGCACCAAGCCUCUUAGCUGUCCUCCCGGAAUGGAUGCACUUCGGGAAAACGGAGGCCGCCCGCGAGUCUGUUCCAUCGGCGUUGAAGGCAAUUGUCCUCAAGAUCACAUGUGUGUCCAAGGAAAUGGCUCUUCUGGAGCGGCACGUCAUCUAUGCUGUAAGCCACGGAAGAAAUGUGUUAUCCCUUAUGUCGAUCCAAAUAAGAAGCGGCCGAUUCGCUGUUUUCCGGGUGACGAGUCAUGUCCAUUGUCAACUGAUUGCUUACCGGCUGUGGAGAAUUCAGAAAACUUUUCUAAUUUGACUAAUACAAUAGAUGUGAUGUUCUUUUGUUGCCAUACAGUUUCUAUCUUCAGCUGUCCUGAUGGAUCCACUCCGUUUCUGGAUCCGAAUUCUGGCCAACCUGCGGCGUGUUUUCCAGCCAAUCCAUUCUCCUGUCCAGCAGAGCAUAGUUGCACUUCCCUAAUGGAUGGUUCCAAUGCCUGCUGUCCUAUCGAAACACCUUUUUGCGCUGAAGCUCUGGUAUCUGAUGAUGGAUCACCAAUGACCUGCGAGGGAUGGGAUGACAACACUACGUGUCCACAAGGAAAAUGUCAAAAGGCUAUGGAUGGAAUGUACUACUGCUGUAGACCGCCUAUGUUGGUCCUACAGAAUAAUGCACCGAUGGUACCUCAAGUCGAAGGAGUAUCCGAUAGGGUUGGAGAGUAUAUCGCUAGAAGCUUGGGAAUACUGUAUACAGACUUUGUACGACCGAAGAAGAUACGACAGCCGGAAAAUUUGAAGUUGUUAAUAAGAGAUCCAAAAUAG
This is a messenger RNA of Caenorhabditis briggsae, 1956 nucleotides long. Gene Ontology annotation, molecular function: serine-type endopeptidase inhibitor activity. The coding region runs from base 1 to 1956 and encodes 651 amino acids. NCBI's taxonomy places the organism in Eukaryota, Metazoa, Nematoda, Chromadorea, Rhabditida, Rhabditidae. The record is from RefSeq and is a predicted model, not a curated record. The transcript has 7 exons.